Aricia agestis (brown argus) is the source of this 2346-nucleotide messenger RNA. Its product is annotated as probable ATP-dependent RNA helicase DDX43. Gene Ontology annotation, molecular function: RNA binding; ATP binding; RNA helicase activity. The transcript has a single exon. Lineage: Eukaryota; Metazoa; Arthropoda; Insecta; Lepidoptera; Lycaenidae. The record is from RefSeq and is a predicted model, not a curated record. Bases 148 to 2103 code for a protein of 651 amino acids.
GUUCUAAAAAUCUUUGUAAUCUGAUCAACAUCUGAUUUUAAAGCAAUCCGUACAAAUACUGCAAAUAUUUUUGUUAUAUUUGCAGUAAUUGCAAUUUUUGAUAAAAGCCAUUACUUUUUUCAAUAACACUCCUUUACUUACGAAAUUAUGAGUGACUGGGAAGAUGAACCACCGGCGCCGGUAGAGACCUACAAUAGUCGUAGUUUUCAUAAAUCCAAUAACUACAAUAAUUCGAAUUUCGGUCGAGGAAGAGGACGCGGUGCUCCAUCGAAUUCAAAUUGGAGGGCACGUGGUCAAGACAACAGAGAAAAUCGUCAAAAUUCACGCCCUCAGCAUGAUGGUAACAAACAAGUUAUAACCAUACCUUCAAACAAGGUCGGUCGCGUUAUAGGCAAGGGCGGGUCUAAGAUACGGGACUUGGAGUACGAGACCGAUGCCAAAAUCAAAAUAGGGGAUUCCGGUGGUGAUACUACCGAAAUUACAUUGUUCGGUACAGACGAGGCCAUAGCCAAAGCGAGCGACAUGAUUACAGAUUUGACCAAAGAAUAUGUUCAGCCUGCUCCUAAAAACGAGUCUCAUUACAACAGUAAUGCUAACACUUCAGGUAACUUUAGUACGACAAAUGAUUACGGAGACUCCAUUAUUGAUUGGAAUAAGCUAAAUGCUCACUACGAGGAGCAGCAACAAGAGAGGUGGAGUCAGCUCCCCCCCAUCGUUAAAGACUUUUAUAAAGAAGAUCCUGUUGUACAGAACAUGUCGCCCGCUGAAGUGACACGUUGGAGAUUUAACAACAAUCAAAUUCAGAUUAAGAGAACCUUCGAUGACAAGCCAGGUCUUAGACCCAUACCCAAUCCGGUCUUAACUUUUGAACAAGCAUUCCAGCACUAUCCAGAAAUAUUAGAUGAGAUAUACAAACAGGAUUUUAAGAAGCCCUCGCCGAUUCAGAGUCAAGCUUGGCCCGUGUUGUUGAGAGGAGAGGAUAUGAUUGGCAUCGCCCAGACUGGCACGGGUAAAACUUUGGCAUUCCUUUUACCAGCUUUGAUUCAUAUCGACGGGCAGCCUACUCCUAGGGAGCAGAGGGAGGGGCCCACGGUUCUUAUCAUGGCACCGACAAGAGAACUAGCACUUCAGAUUGACAAGGAAGUCUCUAAAUAUCAGUACAGAGGUAUUAAGUCAGUGUGUCUGUAUGGUGGAGGAGACCGUAAAGAGCAAAUUAAAGUUGUCUCCAAGGGAGUAGACAUUGUGAUAGCCACUCCGGGAAGAUUGAACGAUCUCGUAAUGGCACGGCAUUUAAAUAUUAUAAACUUCUCCUAUAUAGUAUUAGAUGAAGCUGAUAGGAUGUUGGACAUGGGCUUCGAGCCACAAAUUCGUAAGUCCCUAUUUGAUGUAAGGCCUGACCGUCAAACGGUGAUGACUUCUGCCACUUGGCCAUCAGGUGUUAGACGUCUAGCAGAGUCAUACAUGAAAGAUCCCAUACAGAUAAAUGUUGGCUCCCUAGACUUGGCAGCGGUACAUACGGUUACCCAAAAGAUUCUUUUUGUAGAGGAAGAUGACAAGGAUAAAGCCCUUUUUGAAUUUAUACAGAACAUGGAUCCGACCGACAAAGUUAUUAUAUUCUGUGGCAAGAAAGCAACGGCCAGACAUAUUCACACAGAACUGUGCCUAAAAGGUAUAGAAAGUCAGUCAUUACACGGAGACCGUGAUCAGAGCGAUAGGGAGGCAGCUUUAGAUGAUAUGGUCACAGGUGCAGUCAAUAUAUUGGUAGCUACCGAUGUUGCUUCUCGUGGCAUUGACAUCAAAGAUCUGACUCAUGUCGUCAACCUUGAUUUUCCGAGGCACAUUGAGGAGUAUGUGCACAGGGUAGGCCGAACUGGCAGAGCUGGUAAAACUGGAAUAGCUCUGAGCUUCAUCUCUAGAAACGAUUGGGCUCAUGCCGAUGAACUGAUAAAGAUAUUGGAGGAAGCCAAUCAGGAGGUUCCUGAUGAAUUGUUGUCUAUGGCCAAUAGGUUUUCAGCUAUGAAAAUAAGAAGGGAACAGGAAGGUGGUGGCGGUGGUGGUAGAGGCCGGGGAGGCCGCGGCGGUAGAGGAAGGGAUAGGUGGUAAAAACUAUAUUCUUACGCCCAUAUUAUUAGUCGUUUCCUGGAGAUAAUUUCCAUUUGACUCAACUCUUUUCUCAAAAAUGUUGUCAUUUAUUCAACAAAAUGUCAUAUUUAUUGAGAAUUGAGUUGAGUGGAGGAAAUCUUGAGGAAAUUACUAAUGAUAUGGGUGUUACAGCUCUAAGCAUUUUAUAAGAUGUUUUAGCAUGCUAGCAUUUGUAUUACUCUUUCCGAUUAAACUCACACAUUG